Messenger RNA from Aspergillus japonicus CBS 114.51, 448 nucleotides. RefSeq lists its product as uncharacterized. The record is from RefSeq and is a predicted model, not a curated record. Bases 108 to 362 code for a protein of 84 amino acids. Lineage: Eukaryota; Fungi; Ascomycota; Eurotiomycetes; Eurotiales; Aspergillaceae. The transcript has a single exon.
UCCACGACUACUUUUUUUGUUUCUCCUGAUAUCCCUGGCGUCUGAUGGAGCAUCCAAUGAAUACAUACAUGGUCUUGACGUGCAGAAGGUCAUGACUUCCGAUUGUGAUGGGGGUCCUUAUGGGUUAUGGUGGAUUUGGUGACUAUGUGCUGGGAUGGCUACUGUUACAUCUGGUGUCAAAUUUGGCGUUCUUACUCAAGCAUGGGCAGGUCUCGAACCUUCAUUGCAGCGAUCUUCUGGACGUGGUGGAGUCUGUUACUAUUAUGUUUGAUAUCGUCACCUCACAUGGGUCAAUGUCUGAGGUUCUGGAUAUUGUCGGUUGGCUGCUCCAGUCUCUGUUGUGGAUGACGUGCGGACAAUGAUUGAGCGUGGACCAUCUUUGUAUCAUACUACUACGAGACAUUAUCCUUGAUGAUGAAAUCAAAAGACCGAAAAAGGAGGCCUUCUG